AUGGUACGACAUUCACCCUUAUAUCUGCAUAAACCUUUAUACAAACCGACAUAUUAUGGUGCACCAUCUUUAGUAUCACGGAGAGUACAUCGACAUCUGUAUUUUAAUACACCAUCACCAUUCAGCCUAGCAACAGGAUUUAACACUUCAUUGAAUACAUUUGAUGUUAAAAGGUCCCCUGCAGCUCAUUUACCUGUAGCAUCACCAAUCACGUUGGAUUCAACAUUAUCCAUGACGCCUAAAGGUAUGAAUUUUCGUCGUUUUAUGUGGAAUGAAAUGGAUGAAACCAUGGAAGAUUUAAUUCAAGGUGUUGCCAAUGGAGCUGAUGUUAUGAAGCACAUAUUUGUGAAUUCAUUUGCUUAUCCACCCCCGCAACCGGUAAGGCCAACGUAUUAUCGGUAUAAACCACAUUUUGAAUAUUAUAAAGCCCCAAUAGAACCCGUUCCUCCAUCUUUGUUACCUUCUGUUGUUUCAUCUGGACAUAAACCAACUAUUACUACCAUUACAACGACUAUCAAAACUGAGAAACCAGCAGAACAAAGUUUAAAUAUUGAAGAAAAAUUAAAUACGAAACCUGAAGUUCAUAAUGUAAUAGAACCUAUCUCGAUGGAAGAAUUAAUUAGCCCGAUAACACUAAAGGAACUUGAAAGAGAAGGUGAAAAACGUGUUGAAACCCGUAUACUUUCGACAGCAAAUGAUAAUGUUGUGUCUGGUAAAAUUUCUGAAUUUGAUUCAAGUUGGACACCUAUAGUAAAUCCUUCUAAUACAAAAACAUACGAACCAGAAAAACCUAAAGUUAAAACAGAAGUUAGAGAACUUAAAAUAAGAGAAAAAUUUAAAAAUAUUCACCACCAUUCGUAUGAACCUCCACCAGAAAUAGAAAGAGAUGAUGAAAUCGAAAACCAUGAAAAUAUUGAACCAACAAGUGAAGUUUUUUAUGAAUUAACAUCACAAAGAUCAAUUCCGGUGAGCAAUUUGCAUAUACAAGUUGAUGAUUUUACACCAAUAAAACAUAGCCAACCAUAUCGCCAAUACGAAGUUACUGAAAAUACAGUAGAAGAAUCGAAACAAGUUCUUCAAUCUAUUAAACCGACAAAAAAGAAUCAAAGAAAAGUUCCUACAACAACCACAACAACAACGACAACAAUGAAACCAAGUAAAAGUAAAUACGUUAAAACAUUACCAAAACCAACCUCCUCUAUGCACUAUCAUCAACGCACAAUAAGUUCUUCAAUUUCCACUUCUACACAAUCCUCAACAACAUCUACAACAUCAACGACGACAGCACCAACAACUAUUUCAACUAUCCAAACAACUACUGAAAAACCAAAUUAUCCAGAAUAUUUUUUAGAUAAAACUUUUUCUGAUUUCGAAAAAUUCGAAUCGAAUUGUGAUGAUCAAACAACUACAGAAAAUCCAAUUUUAAGAAAACUACAAGUAAUUGUAAGAAAAGAAAAUUUGGACAAUGAUAAAAAAUAUUCGCAUAUUCAGAGUGUUACAACAGCAAAUCCAAAUUUAUAUUCGAAAAAAUCUGAAACAGAAACUCGAAAACAAACUUCAACAACAGAAGGUACGUUAAAGAAAAAAGACGUAACAGAAUUAGAAGCAAUUCCUAGUAGCCAAACAAGAGAUCAGAAUCGAGAAUCUCGAAAAUCAUCGGCAAUAAUGAGGAAUAUGUCUAAAGGGAAAUCAUUUACAACCACAAGAGUACCACCACAACAAAAUCACAUAGAAACAACAACAAUAUAUGGUAAUCGUGAUACUAGAAGGUACUUGAUAAACAAUAAUCAUAAUAACUAUGAUGGUAAUGAUGAUGGUGAUGAUGAUGAUGACAACAAUGAUAACAAAAUAUGGUGUAAUGAUAAAUUGAUGGCAUAUAAGUAA
This is a messenger RNA of Condylostylus longicornis, 1884 nucleotides long. Its product is annotated as general transcriptional corepressor trfA-like. Lineage: Eukaryota; Metazoa; Arthropoda; Insecta; Diptera; Dolichopodidae. The transcript is spliced from 5 exons. The coding region runs from base 1 to 1884 and encodes 627 amino acids. The record is from RefSeq and is a predicted model, not a curated record.